AUGUCAUCAAAUGAAGAAACGCCAACGACAUCUGCAAUAACUUCAAUAACUCCAACAGCUGCAGUGGUGUCGGCUUUACCUAUAACCGUUCAAGCUGCAUCUCAUAAUUCGCCUGCUUUUGUUAAUUUGUCCGUUGGCGAACUACUUCAAAAGCAGCAUCGCAUAACAGUCGUAACAGUGCCGGCGUCAAGAGGUGUUACAUCAUCACCAGUGGGACUGGGAAACCGAUUCCCAAUAAAGCCAAUGCCACACCAAUCGCUUACAGACAGUGUUAUCUCACGUUCAUCGAGUUGUCCGUUAGAUCCCAAUAAAUUAAAAGAAGCUAUAGCGGAACCUUCGCAGCUUAAUGUUGCACGGAAACUAAAUGUCAUUGAUAUAAUCAAAUCGGUAGGCGCUUCUGAGCAGCCUCAUUUGGUAGCAGCAUCAGGAUCGACAUCGAUUCUUGGAUCCUUGCAGUUGGAUGAUCUCAUACGGCAAAUUGAUCCUACCUCAAUUCUUGAUGACCCUGUAAAAACUAUGCUCAUUGAAUUUGUCGACGAUUUCGUUAAUCAGGUCAUUGAACGGUCUUGUAAGCUUGCUCGUCAUCGUGGUUCGGAUGCGCUAGAAGCUACAGAUGUUGAUUUCAUUCUGCGACGAUAUUAUAACUAUCCUACCCUUCUAAAAAGUGAACCUCAGGCAAAGUCCGACAGUGUGGAGAAUAUUGAAAAAAGUGCCGAAAUGAUGGCACAUAAUCAACGAAUGGCAUUAAUUAAGAAAACUCUUAAAAAACCCUAA
Messenger RNA from Brugia malayi, 774 nucleotides. RefSeq lists its product as uncharacterized. The record is from RefSeq and is a predicted model, not a curated record. Lineage: Eukaryota; Metazoa; Nematoda; Chromadorea; Rhabditida; Onchocercidae. The coding region runs from base 1 to 774 and encodes 257 amino acids. Gene Ontology annotation, cellular component: transcription factor TFIID complex; SAGA complex; SLIK (SAGA-like) complex. Gene Ontology annotation, molecular function: protein heterodimerization activity; DNA binding; TBP-class protein binding. Gene Ontology annotation, biological process: RNA polymerase II preinitiation complex assembly; DNA-templated transcription initiation. The transcript is spliced from 5 exons.